Spodoptera exigua (beet armyworm) is the source of this 1296-nucleotide messenger RNA. The record is from the annotation of a GenBank genome assembly. NCBI's taxonomy places the organism in Eukaryota, Metazoa, Arthropoda, Insecta, Lepidoptera, Noctuidae.
AUGGAGGCUGCUUUGCCACAUUUUCACCGGCUGACGUCAUCACGGUUUUACCAGCAGUAUGCAGCUCCACCAGUCCGCAUCUCCAGCAACUACCUCCACGACCUCAUUCCCCAACAGCAUCCGACCCUCCUCCAGCAAUAUUUGGCUUACUAUAACGAACCUCUAGUGCCCCUUGACUUGUCCCUCAAAUCCACUACACCGAUCACCCCUCCGUGCACGCCGCCACCCUUACAAAAAAGAAAAGCAGUCGACGACAACAAACCGGACAAAUCCCCUAAAAUAUUUCGCCAUUUUGAAGACAAUGAUACCAAAGAAGAAUCACAAGAUAAAACAGAUAAGCGAAAAAUAGACGAUGAAAAUUCUAACGACAGCGAUAGUCCUGAAGUCAAGAAACUAAAGUUCACCCAACAGUUUUUUGAAGAACUCAAAACAUGUUUGCCACAAGAAGAAGAGACGACACCAUCGAAAAGUGGCAGAAGCUCACCAGACGUCGUCGAGAUUAAGGAUUUAGAAGAAAGACCUAAAAAGUCUCCGAAACCACCUCAGCAACCGACUAAAAAGAGCAAAGCUGUUAGAAGGCUCAUGUUUGACGAGGAUAAAACGUCUCCCGUAUCUGGCACUAUUAUACGAGACCUGGCUGAAGAUGAAACUCUGGUCGUUCGAAAGGGAGACAUUGAUCCAGCGUUUAACGUGGUGGAAGUGACUGACGAGGCGAAAGCUUUGAUAGCUGCGAUAGAGAACAGGCUGGGCCGGUACAUCUGCAGGCUGUGUCGACGCCUGUACAGCGACGCCUUUGCGUUGGCGCAACAUCGGUGCUCUCGAAUCGUGCACAUUGAAUAUCGAUGUCCCGAGUGCGACAAGGUGUUCAAUUGCCCUGCUAACUUAGCAUCUCACCGCCGCUGGCAUAAACCCCGCGUGGCCGGCACAGUGAAACGCCGUGAGCCAACUGCGGCUGAUUCAGGUCGUUUCCCUUGCCAGAGGUGUGGCAAGAUGUUCCGAAGACAAGCUUACCUAAGGAAGCACAUGCUGGCCCACGAGCAGCCGGAAAAUGAGCCUGAGAAGGAACCUUCUGCUUUUCGGCAGGUUCACGCUGAAUAUCCAACCUACCAACCGGACGUAAUCCGAGAGACCGGCUUCAAUAACUUCUGGAACAAAAUCCCGGCUCCUCAACAUGAGCUGAGCUGGGAGGGCGUGCGUCCUAGAUGUGGAUCGUCUUGUUCUUCAGAGGACUCUCGGAGUCUUGAUGUGACGGGUUCUGAGGAUGAAGGAGGAGGCGGGGGGGUUAUGGAUGGGUGA